GAAGCUCGCAUCAAGCCCCGAUAAUUCUCCCUUUAUAAACCUGAUAAUUCUCCCCCUAUAAACCUGUACCUUGCUUGUUUUCAACACUUAAAACAUCUCUCUCUCUCUGUCUCUCUCUCUCUCUAUCUCUCUCUCUCAAUUAUAAUUUGCAGUCGAAUUGGACAUGGCUUUCUUCACAAUCUCGACCAACGAUCCCUUCCUCUUCGAGGACUAUUUCCCGUCGAUGAUCGAGCGGCUGGGAGCAGAAGCAUUCAUGGGGGAGCUCUGCAAUGGAUUCCGCUUGCUGAUGGACGUGGAGAAGGGGCUUAUAACCUUUGAAAGCUUGAGAAGGAACACGAUUCUGCUAGGGCUCCAUGAAAUGGGAGACGAAGAGCUCGUCUGCAUGUUGGCCGAGGGAGAUUUAGACGGUGACGGAGCCCUGAACCAGCUGGAGUUUUGCAUCUUGAUGUUCAGACUGAGCCCUGGCUUGAUGGACGGCUCCAAGAGAUGGGCGGUUCACGAUGAGAUGGGCAUCAAUGAAAUGCAUGCCGUCUGAUGGGGGAGCUGCUGUAUUUUUAUGAUUCUUAUCAAGUAAUAAGGAUCUUCUUCUUCUACAUAUAUAUAGCAUAUUAUAUAUAUAUGUUCGAUGUGCUGAUCCUUAAUUAAUUUCUAUAUUUUAUGCAAGGAAAUAUUCAAUAAAAAGUGGAUGGUUUGUUCUUUUAGAAACGGAGAGGAUGAUUUAGUUAGUUUCUUCAAUAAUAUUGCUUCUGUAAUCA
Messenger RNA from Diospyros lotus (date-plum), 755 nucleotides. RefSeq names its product calcium-binding protein KRP1-like. Gene Ontology annotation, molecular function: calcium ion binding. The record is from RefSeq and is a predicted model, not a curated record. Bases 164 to 535 code for a protein of 123 amino acids. NCBI's taxonomy places the organism in Eukaryota, Viridiplantae, Streptophyta, Magnoliopsida, Ericales, Ebenaceae. The transcript has a single exon.